CCAUUACUAGUACUAAAUCAGAUUUAUUGAAAUACAAACGGAAUAAAAGAUUUAUUCAACAAUAUAAAACAAUGUCACAGUCAAUGUUUAUGGGUGAUUUAAAAAAGUUGAAUGUACGCCUGCUUGAAGAAGAGUCAAUCGGUAGAGAAGUAGCCAAUUUACAAUUCUUAAUCAAUCAUUCAAUGCCUACUACCUCAGGUAGCAAUAAUAAUAAUAAUAACAAUAAUCCAAAUCAACCAACUGAUACCAGUAAUACUAAUAUUGGUGAUGAUAACGAUAAAUUGAAAAAGUCGAACAAUUAUUACUAUCAAAUAUUUAAUAGUGAACCACAAUCGAAAUACUUUCAUUUAGAUGCACAAACUGGUGUGCUGCGAGUGGCUAGACGAAUAGACAGGGAUCAGUUAUGUCCAACAUUUAAAUCUUGUUGUGCAUAUUCUAGUUAUUCAGAUUAUCGUACAGAUUAUAUGCAUAAACAAUCACAAAUGAAUUUAGCUCAUAAUUCUGUAGAUAAUGAAAAAGUAUCCACUUGUCAGUUGGAUUUAAAUAUACGCUCAGAUGAUCAAUAUACAAAUAUUAUUACAGUUAAUGUACAAAUUAUUGAUAUAAAUGAUAAUGCACCAACAUGGUUAUUAGGAAGUAAAUCAGGAUUUUUAAAUUUUGCAGAAGAUUCUCAGAAACAGGAUGUAAUGCAUGUUUACGUAUCUGAAAGCAGCCUUAUUGGUGAUACAAUACAACUGACACCUGCAGUGGAUCAAGAUGCUGGGGCAAAUAACAUAAUCAAAUAUUUGAUUGAACCUCAAGUUCCUGAAUUUGAAUUAGAAUGGACAUCAUUAGAUAGAGAUACAUCUAUUACAAAUCUUCAAGUGUCUGAUGAUUUACAAUCGAAUGUAAUAUCUUCAUUUUCUGAAACUUUGAAUAGAUCCCCACCAGGGCCAAGGCAUGAACUCCGAUUAAUUGUUCGAAGUCCAUUGGAUAGAGAAACUGAAUCAUUAUAUGAAUUCAAUUUAACAGCUGUUGAUGGAGGAUCUCCGAGUAGAAAUGCAACAAUUUUAUUGCAAGUUCAUGUGACAGAUUUUAAUGAUAAUUCUCCAAUCUUUGAAAAAGAUACAUACAUUGUGGAUUUACGUGAAAAUGCCAGACCACAUACACCCGUCGUACAGGUUAAAGCGACUGAUAUUGAUGAAGGAAGUAAUGCUCAAAUUAAAUAUCGAAUAAGUUCGCUAACUAAACCGGAAUUUAUACGAUUAUUUGCUUUGGAUCCAAUUACUGGUUGGAUACAUGUUCAAUGGGAAGUAGACUAUGAAAUCCACAAGAAGAUAAUACUGACUGUUGAAGCCAGUGAUGGAGGAACUUUACCUAGAAGUACCACGUGUAUUGUUGAAAUUACUGUGUUGGAUGAAAAUGAUCAUUCACCUGAAUUACACUUUGAACCAGCACAUUUAACAAAUUAUGCACUAGUACCAGAGAAUGAAAAACCUGGCCGACUGGUUGCUGUUUUUACAGCACAAGAUAAAGAUAGUGGAGAUAAUGGACGAGUGAGUUGUCGACUAACUGAAUCAAGAAAAUGGCAUUUCGAUACACAGAAUAAAGAAAAAUUAGAAAAUCUUUUACUGAAUCCAACUGAAACUUUGUUCAGUUUGCAACAAAUGCAUAUGCCUUUUUCAAUUAUGUACAAGCUAACAACAGCUUCAAGUUUUGAUAGAGAAUUCAUUUCAAAAAUCACUGUUUGGAUAACCUGUUCAGAUUAUGGUACACCAGUAAGAAGUAGUACUGGAUCUGUUGUGGUUAGAAUAACUGAUGUUAAUGAUGAACCACCAGUGUUCAGUCAAAUGCAUUAUUAUUUUAAUGUCAAUGAAAAUAGUGAAAUUGGAACUGUAAUAAAUCGGGUCAAUGCAACAGAUCCCGAUGAAGGGGAUAAUGCUAAACUCACCUAUUGGUUAAGUGGACAAAACGCUGAUUUUAUUGAAGUGAAUAAAAUCACUGGUCAUUUAAGUACACAAAAGGCCUUAGAUAGAGAAAUGUUACACGAGCUACGCUUCCAUGUUCAUGCUGCAGAUAGUGGUUCGCCUAGUUUGAAUGCUACUGCUGAUGUUACAAUUACAAUUCAAGAUGUAAAUGAUAAUCCACCAAGUAUAUUAGAUAAAAUAGAAUUCUAUGUGUUAGAGAAUCAUACAGCAUCUUUAUCAAUUGGAAAGAUUACUGCCCAUGACUUAGAUAUUGGUAGAAAUGCUGAAAUUUCAUAUUCACUUAUCCAAUGCAUAGCAUAUAAGUCAAAGAAUUUAAAUACUUCAGAAUUGGCAAAUUUUCAGUCAGCUACAGUAUCUUUUGAUGAUUAUUUUAAGAAUUCAAGAAAAAAUGUAACACAAUCACUUGAAAUUAUGUACACAUUUUUCAUUGCAAAAGAUGGACAAAUAUAUUUGGGUCGUUCAAAGCUGGAUCGUGAAUUAUAUCCAUUAUAUGAAUUGACAGUUCGUGUAGAAGAUCAAGGUUCACCGAAAUUAUCAUCUACAACUAUUGUCCUUAUCCAUGUCUUGGAUGUGAAUGACAAUACUCCAAGAUUUAUAUUCCCUUCCGUUGGUAAUAAUACUGUAUACGUUCCAAGGGAAACAAAACCUGGAACAAAUAUAGCAAGAUUGUAUGCAGUUGAUGAAGAUUCAGCUGAAAAUGGUCGAUUAACCUAUGGUAUUAAAGCUAAUGAGCAUACAAAUCAUCAGUCAUUAUUUGAACUUGAUCCAGUGACAGGUGAUUUAAUUUUAAAGCGUUCAUUAGACUUCAACAUGGAUUCAUCAACAAUAAAAGAAGAUGAAAGAAGCUCAAAAAGGUUAAAAAUGUCUCAUCUUCAAGGUAGAAAUAAUCAGGAAACUGAUUACAAAAUUGCUCAAAAUCAUUCCUCUCAUGAUAAAAUUGAAAGAAGUGAAUCAAAAAAGAGAAUGUAUGACAGUCAAAUGGCGUAUAGCUUGAUUGUUACAGUUACAGAUAAUGGUGAACCUCAGUUGAAAUCUUCAACAAUUCUAAGAAUUCUAUUCACUCCUCCAUUUUAUCCUCCUAACAAUCAUAAAGAAUCAUCCAACUCUGUACAGACAAAAAAUACAAUCUGGAAUAAAUCGUCAAAAAAUAAUCUUGAUUUUACUAGAGGUCAUUCCGCAUCAAAUGAUUUCGACUACAAUUAUAGAGAUCCACCGGUUGAGAAUGAGCUCACAGGCAUAGGUGUACUUCUUGGACUAGUAACUGCAAUAGGCUUAUUUGUUUGCUUUUUAAUUCUUGUUAUUAUGAUUACAUUUCAUCAGAGUCGAAAGUUAAGUGAACAUAGAAAACAGCUGCUUGAAAGAAGACGUCAAGUGAACAGUCAGAAUCAAUUGCAACAUCAACAGUCACAACAAUACCACCAGCAGCAGCAGCAACAACACCAGAGCCAACAACAUCUUCAAGCAAUACCAAUCAACAUACCAUCUACACAUUUUAUACCUAAUUCAAUUAUUCAACAUAUUCCUAAUGAACAGUAUAAUAAAUCAGAGAAAAAUUUAACAGAUCUUUCCAGACAUUAUUGUAUACAACAACAAACAAUGAAUGAAACUUUACCACCUGCACAGAUUCCUAUAGUAACUAGUUUUACAACACUCUGAAAGACAGUUCAAUCCUUUUUUUAUUAUGUUUAUCUUCAUUUUUGCUUCUUUUUUCUUGUUUUUGUUUUACUCUGCCACUUCCAUAUUGAACACUGAACAACAAUAAUUUCAAAAAGGAAGACAGUCAGCUCAGUCAAUCUAAUUAUGUAACUUAACAGAUAGAAUCACUGAUUACAAUGCAAAUAAACUAUUUAAAAC
Molecule: messenger RNA, 3821 nt
Organism: Trichobilharzia szidati
Lineage: Eukaryota; Metazoa; Platyhelminthes; Trematoda; Strigeidida; Schistosomatidae
Source: the annotation of a GenBank genome assembly